Truncatella angustata is the source of this 2678-nucleotide messenger RNA. RefSeq names its product fungal-specific transcription factor domain-containing protein. Gene Ontology annotation, biological process: DNA-templated transcription; positive regulation of transcription from RNA polymerase II promoter by galactose. Lineage: Eukaryota; Fungi; Ascomycota; Sordariomycetes; Amphisphaeriales; Sporocadaceae. Gene Ontology annotation, molecular function: zinc ion binding; RNA polymerase II cis-regulatory region sequence-specific DNA binding; DNA-binding transcription factor activity, RNA polymerase II-specific. Bases 105 to 2309 code for a protein of 734 amino acids. Gene Ontology annotation, cellular component: nucleus. The record is from RefSeq and is a predicted model, not a curated record. The transcript has 9 exons.
UCCAGAUUCACACCACUACCAUUAUCUCCCCGGAUUCCAACUCCAUCCUUUGCUGCAGACUAAAGGAGUGAGAAAAGCCAGCCCAAUACCAAGCUCUGUACCCCAUGGGGCCGCGCCACGGCUCCACGCCCCCCACGGCUGUGGAUUCAUCUGCCGAACAACGAGGGACCAAACGACGGAGGGUCCCUGUGGCCUGUGCCGCAUGCAGGAACAAAAAGAGUCGUUGUGAUGGGCAAAGGCCAAAAUGUUCGAGUUGCCAAGUACAAGAUUUGGAGUGCGAGUAUGCACAAACUCCAAUAUCCAGCACGACGCCGGUACCUAAGAUAUUCUUACAGUUGGUUGAAACUCGUUUGGCUAAUUUGGAGAACGACGUCCGGGCGCUCAAGCGACAAAAUCGUAGUGAAGCGCAGUAUAGCCUGGAUGACGAUCGUGGGGAACUCUCUCACUUAGUGGUCGAUAGCUCAAUCUCUCGAGAAGAACUACAGAACACCGGUGUUUCACCGGAUGCCACAGACGGAGUGGGGACUAUAGAGUUCACAGAUGAAGAAAAUGCAGGAUACUUCGGCCAAUCCUCAAAUAUCGCCUUCACCAGGAACCUCCGCCGGGCACUUGGUCGUGUUUUAACUGAACGCCAGAACGACAACUCCAUGGCUCAGAGCGCCACGGCAUCGCCUCCUCAGGCCAGAGUUAGAGUAUCUCGCCCACUAUCGCCAGGUCUUCGUCACUAUCCACCGGUUAACGCUAAUCAUUCCACUUCAGAAGCUCUGCGCCUUCCACCUCCAACUGAGAUGGAAACUCUGAUUCGUAAAUUCUUUGGCAACACCGGGGCACUAUUCCCUUAUAUCCAUAGAGCUAACUUCAUCAAAACUUUUGAGGAUGCCAAGCGAUACAACUUCAAAACAUGCCGGCGGUCAUGGCUUGGCCUUCUAAACAUUAUUCUGGCCAUGGCGACCGGAACAGAGCCUUUGCCAAUUGCUGAUGUAUCCGAACGAACUAUUCGUGCUGAGACGUUCUACUCGAGGUCGAAGACCUUAUGUCUGGAUCUGAUCAUGAGCGGCACAUCUGUAGAAUCAGUUCAAACAAUGCUUCUGAUGAGCCUAUAUCUUCAAGGAACCAAUCGAUCAGUCAAGACAUGGAAUAUUCAUGGCCUUGCUGUAAAAGCUGCAUUCCAGCUAGGAUUACAUGUCAGUGACAGCGCAUGGAACUGCUCAGAGCUCGACCGUGAAAUUAGAAAUCGAACAUGGUACGGCUGUGUAAUACUGGAUAGAACUUUAAGCAUGACCUUUGGACGUCCCCCAGCGAUUCCAGAGAAUUAUGUCAGAGUGCCUCUCCCCCAAAUAUGCCAUUCCAGCAUGAGCCGAAAUGAUAGUUCGGACAACCUGGAGAUAGUUAGUGCCAUGUUCUUCGUUGCGACAAUAAAACUAUACAAGGUGAUGUGGUCGAUCAUUGACACUUUAUAUGCAUGCAAUUUAGGUUCUCAACCGGACCAUAACGUGCUCAUGGUCGCCUCUAAUGUUCUGCAAAUAGAACAGCAGUUUUUAGAGUGGCAAUCAACUUUGAAUCCAGAACUAGCUCUCAUACAAGCACAAGAAAUUUCUAGCGAUCCAGAAUACUCAUUGACGAAGAGAUUGCGUGUCAUUUUAACCAUGCGAUACCACAAUCUUCGCAUUCUCGCGUAUCGCCCAUAUCUUGACCUUUACUUGCGCAACAUCGGCCGACCUCAUGUUGAUGGUAGCGAGGUAUUGAUGCUGAAGCAAUUCGGUGGACGGAACAUCACCGCUUGUUUUGACUCCGCUGCCAAUCUCAUAAGGAUAGUCCACUUAAUAACGCACUCGGAAGACUCCUUGCGCAGUUUACUUGGAGCAUGGUGGUUCACCUUAUAUUACACUCUGAAUGCAACACUUACUGUCAUGUCCAUGCUUUUAAUCGACAAGAUGUAUGGGUCAAACGUAAAUAUGGUUUCUGAUAUCCCUUCAACGGCUUUGCUAGAACUGUCGGAGGACGCACUCAGUUGCUUGCCUGCGAUUGAUCCAGGCAAUCAAAUGGUUGACAAAUGCGCUCAAGUGGCUGCGGAGAUUUACAAAUGUUUGGAGCUCGUAUCAACACCAAACUCCGAAGGAGAUGCACCGUCAGCCGCAGAGACAUCGAUCAAUCAACCUAUAAAUUCCGGUGGAACAUUCGCGACGGGGCAUGUGCAACUACCUGUCGAUCUGAGUAGCUUUGGGCUUGACUGGGAUCCAGAUAACUUCAUGUCUACUCUAGAUCCGGAUAUCGUUGACGGCAUCCGCGAUACAGACAUUUUCUUCUAGAUAUUUUGAAAGAUAUGGCGGGCAUCACCACCAUUCUCCAAGACGAUCACAGAUAUGUCGGGAUGCUCAGAUAGGACAACAGCAAGCAAGGGUUCGGCUGUAGCAGCAGCAGCAGCGAUGACAUAGUCGUCGGUGGUAUUUUGAGCUGCACGGGUGGCUGCAAGCAAUACGAAGACCAUAGGAGAGCGCGUUUGACUAAAUCUACAGAUCAAUGUCAAACAGCAGGCGAUUUUAGUUGUUGUUUAGAAGCAAGCGACAAAGAACUUACGACAUCUUGAAUCAAAUUUACCACGUCGCAUUCAUUUGUGCAUCAGCACGGCCAAUCGUAAGAGUCGCCCAUCAUCAAUAGUCAUACACGAUAUUAGGGGA